AAGUUAUUCUCAUUAUUUCUAUUUAUAUCCAAUUUUGUGUUACUUCGGUAUCUAAUUAUCGACAUAAACAUCUGACAUAUCGAUACAGAUAGUAAAUGAUAAAAGCGACUUCUGUAACACGACAUGGGAUGGGGUGUCGUGUUGGUCGACCACAUCAGCCGGACAAUUAUCGGUCAUUCCGUGUUUUUCUGAAUUCAAUGGAGUUUUCUAUGACAUAACCCAGAAUGCCUCGCGUUUGUGUCACUUAAACGGAUCGUGGGCUGAGAAGGCUGACUAUAAUCGGUGCAGUCCUUUAACUUCCGAGUAUGAAAUACCAUCGACUCUAUGGGAUGUGAGAGAAACGGCUACCAUAUACUACAUCGGAUACGGUCUGUCUCUAAUCGCACUGACUAUAGCGUUGUGGAUAUUUUUAUAUUUUAAAGAUUUACGUUGUGUUCGUAAUACUAUUCACACAAACCUGAUGAUCACAUAUAUGCUCAUUGCCAUUUGUUGGAUCACAACUGACAGACUUCAUUCAAAUCCCUCCUCAAACCUAUCAAAUAAUGCGUCAUGUCUGCUCGUUAUUCUCCUCACAUACUUAAUGGGAACCAAUUUCUUCUGGAUGUUUGUCGAAGGACUCUAUCUAUACAUUUUGGUCGUCAAAACAUUUUCUAUAGAACUGGUCAAAGUCCAUAUCUAUACCUUCAUUGGUUGGGGUCUGCCAGCGCUGGUCGUCAUGAUUUGGGCGCCGAUUAAGGCAUACUUUAGUGGAAGUUUGGACGGUCGUCCGUACGGGCCAUCAGGGUGCCCCUGGCAACUCAAGGAUUUUUUCGACUAUAUCUUCAUAUGUCCGGUCAUUUUUGUUCUCCUGGUAAAUAUAUUUUUCUUGGGAAAGAUUAUGUGGGUAUUGAUCACCAAACUGAGAGCCGCCACCACCGCUGAGUCCAAACAAUAUCGGUUAAUUCUUGGGAUCAAAAUAUAUGAUUUGAUUGUAAACAGGAAAGCGGCAAAAGCUUUGCUCGUAUUGAUCCCGCUGUUAGGUGUGGCCUAUAUGUUAGUGUUGGUCACACCGACCCAUCGAACCGCUAAACUUAUCUUUCAAUAUCUUCAAGCGAUUCUUGUCUCCACUCAAGGAUUCACUGUUGCAGUGCUUUAUUGCUUCUGUAAUGGAGAGGUGAGAAAUUCUGUGCGACACCACUUUGAGCGCUUCAAACUGCGGCGAACCCUAAGGGGCGGCGAAUACCCCGUCGGACAGAGAAAUACUUUCGCGUUUCGGUCCCUAAGAUAUGGCGAGAAUGUGAAACUGUACCGAACCCGUGGUGAGAGGGACAGGGGCUCGUGUAUCAGCUUUUCGACCACAACCACGUAUGUCAGCAACAACUCGGCAAAGACUCACAAACUAUCCACCAAUGGAUCCGCUAAUAACUCGACUGCUGUUUACGGACCCAUCGCUGGCCGUAAGCGAAGCGAUGAAGACGUGCUAUGAAUACAAACAUUGCAAACAUUAUGACCAUUGAGUUGAUGCCCUCAAGCCCUUCAUUAUUAUAUCAAUAUUGUAUGAAAUUUAUCAUAAAAUUCACAC
This is a messenger RNA of Oppiella nova, 1561 nucleotides long. NCBI's taxonomy places the organism in Eukaryota, Metazoa, Arthropoda, Arachnida, Sarcoptiformes, Oppiidae. The record is from the annotation of a GenBank genome assembly.